Protobothrops mucrosquamatus (brown spotted pit viper) is the source of this 717-nucleotide messenger RNA. RefSeq names its product homeobox C6 (gene HOXC6). Gene Ontology annotation, biological process: anterior/posterior pattern specification; regulation of transcription by RNA polymerase II. The record is from RefSeq and is a predicted model, not a curated record. Lineage: Eukaryota; Metazoa; Chordata; Lepidosauria; Squamata; Viperidae. Gene Ontology annotation, cellular component: nucleus. Bases 1 to 717 code for a protein of 238 amino acids. The transcript has 2 exons. Gene Ontology annotation, molecular function: RNA polymerase II cis-regulatory region sequence-specific DNA binding; DNA-binding transcription factor activity, RNA polymerase II-specific.
AUGAAUUCCUAUUUCACAAACCCGUCGCUCUCUUGUCACCUCACCAGUGGUCAAGAAGUCCUGCCCAGCGUGCCGCUCAAUUCCACUGCCUAUGACCCUGUAAGGCAUUUUUCUACGUAUGGAGCCGCGGUUGCACAAAACAGGAUCUAUUCAUCUCCUUUUUAUUCACCGCAAGAUAAUGUUGUGUUUAGCUCCAGUCGGGGACCAUAUGAUUACGGAUCGAAUGCCUUUUAUCAAGAAAAAGACAUGCUCUCUAGCUGCAGGCAAAAUUCUAUGGGACACAAUACACAAACUUCUAUUGCACAGGAUUUUGCAAGUGACCAAAACAGGAGCACGUCCCAGGAACAGAAAGCUAGCAUUCAAAUAUACCCGUGGAUGCAGCGCAUGAACUCCCACAGUGGAGUCGGCUACGGAGCAGACCGGAGGCGGGGGCGUCAGAUCUACUCGCGCUACCAGACCCUGGAGCUGGAGAAGGAGUUCCAUUUUAACCGGUACUUGACGCGGCGGCGGCGGAUUGAGAUCGCCAACGCGCUGUGCCUCACCGAACGCCAGAUCAAGAUCUGGUUCCAAAACCGGAGGAUGAAGUGGAAAAAAGAGAGCAAUCUGACUUCCACGCUACCGGGGGGAGGCGGCGCUGGAGCAGCCGCCGAGAGCUUGGGCGCGAAGGAAGAGAAAAGAGAAGAGGAGACGGAGGAGGAAGAAAAACCGAAGGAAUGA